Molecule: messenger RNA, 3381 nt
Organism: Neoarius graeffei (lesser salmon catfish)
Lineage: Eukaryota; Metazoa; Chordata; Actinopteri; Siluriformes; Ariidae
Gene: mtss1
Product: MTSS I-BAR domain containing 1
Exons: 14
Coding region: 694-2895 (733 amino acids)
Biological process (GO): plasma membrane organization; cell projection assembly
Cellular component (GO): actin cytoskeleton; cytoplasmic side of plasma membrane
Molecular function (GO): phospholipid binding; actin binding
Source: RefSeq, a predicted model, not a curated record
AAUGACUCCCAUUACACUAUAGAGGGUGUGAGGAACCAUUCUGGCCCUUCCUUAGUAUUCCUAUUGAGGGAACAGGGAGCCGUUUGGAAUACGACCUAGGAACUUCUUACACGCACGCAGAGACGAGGGAACCGAGUGGAAAUAAUUGUGUCACGGCUGCAUUAUUCUCUCAAACGGGCCCGAGUUCUUCAAAUCCCCUGAGCAAAUUCGACGCUGCUUGGAUAAACUGUGGCAGAAAAGCACGAUGGAUCUGAAACGAACUGCUGAGCGCUGUUACUGAGUCCGAUAGGUGGCCUUUUCGAGCGUUAAUUCCGCAGCUAGCCAGGCAGGCAGUUUCCUCCGCGCCUUUAGAGCUUGCGGACAGUUACCUGUGGCGGAGAGGAGAGGCGACUUCUGGGAUUGAACGCAUAUUGCGGGCCACUCAGUGGUCCUUGAAGGCAUUUGUAGACUUUUAUGGCUUGCGUUUUAUCAAGCUAGCUAGUCCUACAAGCUAGUUAGCCGGUUAGCAGACCACAGUGCUAACGCAGUUUCCUCACAACAUUCUGCUCUUUUAUUAGAACGGUUUCCGUUCCCAGGGCAACCAGUUAACAUUACCGACAGUGUAUUUUUUUUUAAAUUAUUAGUAUUAUUAAUUUUAUAUACCGUAAUUCAACUGCGUUUUGGUGAGGGUUUUUUUUUUUCGCUCGUGGAAAAAUGGAUGCGGUAAUGGAGAAGGAGUGCAGCGCUUUGGGAGGGCUCUUCCAAUCCAUCAUGAACGACAUGAAGGCGAGUUACCCUGCCUGGGAAGAUUUCGUUACGAAAGGGGCCAAGUUACAGUCACAGCUAAGGACAACCAUCAUUGUCAUUGGCUCAUUUUUGGAUGCUUUCCAGAAGGUUGCUGAUAUUGCAACUGGAACACGAGGGGCAACAAAAGAAAUCGGCUCAGCGUUGACCAGAAUGUGCAUGAGACACCGAAGCAUUGAAAGCAAACUCAAACUCUUCACUACUUCUUUCAUGGAUAAGCUCAUCAGUCCACUGGAGCUGACGUUGGAGGACUGGAAAAAAGUGGCCAGUCAGCUUGAUAAGGAUCACGCUAAAGAAUAUAAGAAGGCACGAGCAGACAUCAGGAAGAAAUCCUCUGAUACAAUCAAGCUGCAGAAGAAAGUAAAAAAAGGUAAGGAUGAGGUGCGGAUGCAGUUGGACAGUGCGUUGCAGGAUGUAAACACUCGCUAUACCGAGUUAGAAGAGACGGAGAAGAAAGCUGUGUGCAGAGCGCUCGUUGAGGAAAGAGGACGCUUCUGCUCCUUCGUUACAAUGCUGAAACCUGUUCUUAAUGAGGAGAUCAGUAUGCUUGGUGAAGUAACGCAUCUACAGUCAAUUCUAGAUGACCUUUGCAACCUGACAACAGACCCCAGUGCUUUACCACCUGCUAGUGAACAGGUUAUUCUUGACCUGAAAGGUUCUGAAUACUCCUACACGUUCCAGACUCCACCUGCAUCUCCUAGCAACACGCUUUCACGCAAAAGCAGCAUUAGCAGUAACUAUGCCUCGGUGCGUCACGUGCCCUCUCUGGACUCCAUCUCCAGUGUUAUGGAUGGCCUGCAUUUGCACGACCCGAAAGUAGUACAGGAGCAGAGUCUCAAGAUCCCUGGUACAGAGCACGGCACCACCAAGCUUCAACACCAAGUUUACAGCGGUUAUGGGGAAAGAGCUAGAGCCCAGUCCACGUCAGGAAAGCCAAAGACGGCCAGAGAGCAACUCGCUCUGACGUUAGCGGGUACACUCAACUCUGAGACUUCCCACACUAGUCGUGACUCUCUGCACUGCUCCAGCGGCUACAGUACCCAGACAACAACACCAUCCUGUUCUGAAGAUACAAUACCCUCACAACAUGAUUAUGAUUACAUCUCCCUCCAUGGAGGUGAUGACAUACCCACUCCGUCUGAUUUUGACAAAUCCUGCACAAUUCCACGCAACAGCGAGCUGAGCCUGAACUACCGUAAACUGUUCCAGAGCAAGAGACCAGCAUCCACCGUGAGCCUGCUGACUGAGCCGGAGUCACUACUGCUGCAUCAGCCUCACACAGCCACCAUCCGGCGUAAACCAUCCAGUAAAGCCAACCUCCGUCGUGGCACCAUCAGUGGAGGGGUGCCCAUCCCCAUCUCCACACCCCAGGUGCCACUGAAGCCAUCCACAUCCCUAGCAGGUUUAGCUCCAGGCCGUAGUGGCAGUGAGGAGGCAGUGUGCCCACAAGUGCCCACUCAAACUGCUCAACAACCCAGCUCUGAUUUGGCACAUGCUAAACACGCACUCUGCACCUCCACCCAAAAUAUGGGUACAAUGCCAACCCCAUACUAUGCGAUGUUCCCUGGCCAGCCACCAGUAGGCAUCACAGAGCAGAUCUACCAGACUAGCAAGCAACACCAAGGGCAGGUCCAGCACCACAAUGACAAUCAACAGUACAACCAAAAACAGCAAUAUUACCAAGAGUACAACAAACAGGAGCAGCCCAUACAAUAUCAACAACAGUACCAUCAAGCACAACAGGAGCCACAGUAUCGUCAACAGUACAUCGAAGCACGACACCAUCACCCCCACUACAAGCAACAAUAUCAGCAACAGACGCAGCACAUACCAGCUCAGCAUCCAAAGUUUCCCAAGCAACAUCCAAUCCAGCAGCAUGAUCAACAAAAACAGCAGCAGAGCCAACUACCUCAACAGAACGCUGCACUACAGUGCUGGUCAUCUGCUCCAGCUCCAGACACUGCAAAUCAUUCAGAUAACACGAAUGAUUCCAGUCAGGUGUCAAGUGGUGGUGGCGAUAUGUUAAGCAUGAUCCGCAGGGGGGUGAAACUUCGACGCACACUCACUAACGAUCGCUCAGCACCUCUCAUCACUACCAACUAUCUCAAUUAAAGAUGAUUCUACAAGCUUUAGGCAAUUACCUUUUUUUUUUUUUUUUUUUUUUUUUUUUAAUAAUUUUGUUUUUCCCCAUUUUUAUAAGCUUUCCCAUCAGGGUUAGACAGUCUGCUUUCCUACAGAACUGAUUUUAUUCAGUUACUUAAAUAUAAUUGUGACUUUGUGGCACUAGUGUGUCCAUAUGAAUGUCAGCUUUCAUAUGCUCAACUUUAUAUUAUAUUCUUAAUGUCAGAUAUGGAAACUUGACAAGUUUGUAUGUAUUUAGAAAAAAAUAUUUUAGGUUGGAUUUGUUCAAAUUUAUCCGUUUGUGUACUUUUGUAGAGAUUUAACUGAAGAGUGACUGCUCCACUGCCUUUAUUUGCCUGAAGUCUGGAUUAAGUGAAUGAGUGGAGUGCUGAUAAACUAACAUGUUGAGAAUGUGGCCGUUAUUUCAUUGCUUGUAAUUAAUCACUGUGGCGCUAUAAAAUCCGCUAGAUUUUGAAA